AUGAAAAGAAAAAGGCAGGAAGGGAGAGCGUCCCAACCGGAGAAAAAACAGAAAAUUUUGGAGGAACCUAUUCAUGGUCCUCGACCUAUCGUUAAUCAGUUCCUUUGUUUUGCGGAAAAAUGUUUACCUUGUAAGGUGUUGUUGGAUACUGGUGCAACUGGUCCUGUUUUGUCUGCUGUUUUUGUUGAUAGUUUUGAGGUCCCGAAGGUGAAACGAGACGUCCCGGCCCGGGUAUUUGGAUUUACGGGAGAAGUUAUGAAGGGCACGGGACACGCCUUUACACAACCAUUAAUUAUAAUGUCAAGGGGGCAUCAGACGCAACUAUCAUUCGAGAUCGCCCCUCUCCCACUUGGCAUCGAUGCUGUAACGGAGCCAUUUCAACUGUCUGGUGUAUGA
Morchella sextelata is the source of this 396-nucleotide messenger RNA. RefSeq lists its product as uncharacterized. The record is from RefSeq and is a predicted model, not a curated record. Bases 1 to 396 code for a protein of 131 amino acids. The transcript has a single exon. NCBI's taxonomy places the organism in Eukaryota, Fungi, Ascomycota, Pezizomycetes, Pezizales, Morchellaceae.